Ustilaginoidea virens is the source of this 1515-nucleotide messenger RNA. RefSeq lists its product as uncharacterized. The transcript has 3 exons. NCBI's taxonomy places the organism in Eukaryota, Fungi, Ascomycota, Sordariomycetes, Hypocreales, Clavicipitaceae. The coding region runs from base 1 to 1515 and encodes 504 amino acids. The record is from RefSeq and is a predicted model, not a curated record.
AUGAACUCGCUUGCUAUUGCAAUUGCCGCCUUGGCGGCCAGCGUCUCGGCGCUGCCCCUGUUGGCCCAGGAGGUUUCUGUCGGCGGCGGCUCGUCGUGCUUGGUGCGCUGCUUGGACACCCCACCUGCCGAGUGCCCGGCUGGAUACUAUAUCGGAGGCGAGCCCGGCUGCUACACUUGCUGCAAGGACCUCCCGGUCAAGGCCGCCCCCGUGUUUGCCAGAGACUCGGAGGACGACGAAGACAUCUUCGCCCGCAGCGAGCACCUGCAGGCCAGACAAUCCGCCGACGACGGGUCCUCUGACGGCACCGUCGACGGCGGCGACCAAGGCUCGGCGUCGGAUGGCUCGGCGGCGCCCGCCUCGGGUGCCGCAGCUCCGGUCCCGUCGACUGUCGCCCCGCCAUCCGGAAGCGACGGUAGCGGUGACUCCAGCAGCAAAUCCCUGGGCUCCGGCUCUGACAACUCUGGCGGCAGCUCCGGCGGCAGCUCCGGCGGCAGCUCCGGCGGCAGCUCCGGCGGCAGCUCCGGCGGCAGCUCCGGCGGCAGCUCCGGCGGCAGCUAUGAUGGCUCUAGCGGCGGCACCAGCGGCGGCUCCGGCAGCGGCUAUGAUAGCUCCAGCGGCGGCUCCGGCAGCGGCUAUGAUAGCUCCAGCGGCGGCUCCGGUAGCGGCUAUGAUAGCUCUAGCGGCGGCUCCGGUAGCGGCUCCAGCAUCGCUUCCAGCGUCAUCGACGGUAUCAGUGGCACGCUCCCGAUGAUGAUGAUGGGCGGACUCGGCGGAAUCGGAUUGAGCGGCGGUCGCGGCAGCUCUUUGAAGAACAAGAUUAUCCCGACAAACGUCCGCGCAGCGGCCUCGCGCGUCAGGAACUUGGCCCGCCCGACGGGCGUUCGAGCGGGCUCGGGCGUCGCCAACCUCCUCCCGUCGAAGCUUGCGGCGCAUCUGAAGCCCACGGCCGGCAGCAAGAUCGGAGCCCUCAAGAACAAGGUCAGCGGCACCAUCAAGGCCCCGGUCGCCAAGGCCAACACCGUUGCCAAGAGUGCCGCCCAGUCCGUCAAAGGCGCCGAAACCAAGGCCAAGACCAUGGUCAACAAGGUCAGCGGCGCCGUCAAGGCCCCGGUAACCAAGGCCAACACCGCUACCAAGAAUACCGUCCAGUCCGUCAAAAAUGUCCAAGACAAGGCCAAGAGUGCCGCCCAGUCCGUCACGGCCCCCGUGAAAAAGCUAUCGUCCAUCGCCGGAAAGCUUACCGGCAAUUCCGCGUCCACAGGAAAGGUCAACCCGCUCAUCACGUCCUCCAACGUCAACCCCAGCAAGCUGAGCGUCAUCUCUAAUAAGCUUGGCUCUUCCAACAAAGCACCGGCCAAACAAGCGUCCCAGCCGGCCGCUAAAAAGGCUUUGAAGAUCGCCUCGACGUCGCUGAAAGUUGCUAGUAAAAUUGGAGGAAAAAGAAGAGGCCGCCGUUCCGUCGUGGAGCGCGAGCCCGAGACGUACUUUGACGAGUUUGACAACGAGGAGUGA